This is a messenger RNA of Etheostoma cragini (Arkansas darter), 383 nucleotides long. RefSeq names its product protein PIGBOS1. NCBI's taxonomy places the organism in Eukaryota, Metazoa, Chordata, Actinopteri, Perciformes, Percidae. The transcript has a single exon. The record is from RefSeq and is a predicted model, not a curated record. The coding region runs from base 41 to 196 and encodes 51 amino acids.
GCCUGUGUUUCAACAUUUGGAUUUCAUAUCAAAAGACAUCAUGUUUCGAAGAAGAGUACCCUUCUCACAGGUCGCCUUAGCUACACUGCUUGGAGUCGCUGGUGGUAUUUAUAUUUACAGACCAUAUUUUGAGCCGGCGCAAACCUUGAGAAAACAAAACCAGGAUGUGCCAAAUGAACCGAAUAAAGCAGACUGAAAAAAUUCAUCACUGCCAGGAAAUACUUUCACGAACAGAAGCCAGAAUGACAACUGUACAUCAGAGACUGCUGGACUGUCAGAGAUGGAGGCAGAAUUAAAGACAAGACCAGCAUGGAUAAAGUUAUGCUUCUUUGGGGUUCUUUGUAUGAUUGUUAAUGUACAAAAUAAAGUAUUUAUUAAUUUGA